AUGGAUGUCACCUCCUCUCUUUCUUCGCUCAGUGCGAGCGGAGAGGACGGGAGAGAAGAGGAAGCAGAGGAGGACGGAGAAAGCGAAGGUGAAGAAGAGGAAGAAAAGGACUUUUGCUGGGGCGAUGAUGGAAAGGAGACAACCGGACAAGAUUCGGCGCCUUCAGCGAAAGGGCCUCCGGUGUGCAAUGAGUUCCUCGAAGAGGGGACUGUCUCCUCCGCAGCUCUUGCCUGCCUGAUCUCUCGUCCGUCCCUCUUUCUCCUGCCUUCCGUCAAACUCUCUCUCUCUGUCUCCAUCCGUCUCUCUCGCGUUGUUUUAUUUCUCUCUCUGGCUCUCGGCUGGGUCUCGUUUCACUGCGCCGUCGCCGGUGCCCCCGCAUCUUCCGCUUUCCCGCCUCUCUCGUGUUCUUCUCCUCCUCACCUUUUCUCUUCUGCUUCUCUCGCGGUCGCCGUCUACUGUCCCGACGCGAUGGAGACCACUUCCUCCUCCGCUGCGGAGGACUCCGCGCAGGUGAAGUGCGAGGGAUGCGGCAAGCUCGUAAAGCCUGAGCUGGCGUGCCCGACUUGCGUCAAGCUAGGCAUUAAGGGCAGCUACUUCUGCAGUCAAGCCUGCUUCAGAGCCAGUUGGAAGCGGCACAAAGACGUCCACGAGGUUUUCCGCAUGCUCCAGAAGCAUCAGGGAGAGACCUGCGCCGUUGCCAACUACGACCCCCACAAUCGUGCCGCAUGGCGAAACAACGCCCACCUCAGCAACUUCCUCUCUUUUUCCUUCACCGGUCCGCUGCGUCCCUGGCCGAUUCGCGAGCGCAUGCGCACGGUGCCUGCGCACAUUCCACAGCCAGACUACGCGCUGACUGGCGUGCCGCAGUCUGAGCUCGACAGCAAGCGGAAAAGCAACGUCCACGUCCACUCGCCCGAGGAACUCCAAAGGCUGCGCGAAGCCUGUCUGCUGGGGCGUCGCGCACUGGAUUUAGCGCACAGCCUCGUCAAGCCCGGAGUCACGACGGAGGAGAUUGACGCCAAAGUGCAUGCGUUCAUCGUGGAGAACGGCGGCUACCCUUCGCCGCUGAACUACCAGCAGUUCCCCAAGUCCUGCUGCACCUCUGUCAACGAAGUCAUCUGCCACGGAAUUCCUGAUCUCAGGCCCCUGGAAGAAGGGGACAUCGUCAACGUGGACGUCACCGUGUUCUAUAAAGGCAUGCAUGGCGACUUGAACGAAACAUACUUUGUAGGCGAAGUCGACGCCGACAGCAAGCGGCUCGUUGAGGGCGCCUACGAGUGCCUCAUGGCGGCCGUCAAACAGUGUCGCCCCGGCAUGAUGUACCGCGAAAUCGGGCGGAUUGUCUCCGACGUCGCGGACAAGCACAACCUCUCCGUCGUCAAGUCCUACUGCGGCCACGGCAUCGGCGAGCUGUUUCACACGACUCCCAACAUCCCGCACUACCGAAAGAACAAGGCAAUCGGUGUGAUGAAGCCUGGUCACGUGUUCACGAUUGAGCCGAUGAUCAACCUGGGGAAGUCGGGCGACGUGCUGUGGCCCGAUAACUGGACUGCAUGCACAAUCGACGGCAAACGCUCUGCGCAGUUUGAGCACACGCUUGUCGUCACGGAGGAGGGCGUUGAAGUCCUCACGAAGCGGCUGGAGAGCUCGCCGCCUCUCGAGUUCGACUCCGCGCCCUACGAUCUCGCAUGA
Molecule: messenger RNA, 1692 nt
Organism: Besnoitia besnoiti
Lineage: Eukaryota; Apicomplexa; Conoidasida; Eucoccidiorida; Sarcocystidae
Product: methionine aminopeptidase
Exons: 8
Coding region: 1-1692 (563 amino acids)
Biological process (GO): proteolysis
Molecular function (GO): metalloaminopeptidase activity
Source: RefSeq, a predicted model, not a curated record